Molecule: messenger RNA, 1179 nt
Organism: Chenopodium quinoa (quinoa)
Lineage: Eukaryota; Viridiplantae; Streptophyta; Magnoliopsida; Caryophyllales; Amaranthaceae
Product: zinc finger A20 and AN1 domain-containing stress-associated protein 5-like
Exons: 1
Coding region: 241-753 (170 amino acids)
Biological process (GO): protein ubiquitination
Molecular function (GO): ubiquitin-protein transferase activity; zinc ion binding
Source: RefSeq, a predicted model, not a curated record
UUUAUAUUUUCCUUUUUCUUUUCAUUCCCUUUUCCAUUUGCCGACCUUUUGAUUAUUUUACCCCUGACCCUUAACUCCACCCACAACAUCAUCCUUUAGAAAUUCCAUCCUCCAUUUCUUCUUCUUCUCUCUAUCUCCUUUACCCCAAAAAAAAAAAAAAUACCCACCAUUUCUCAAUCUUCUCUCUCCAAAACCCAGAAUUUUUUUCUGCAAAUAAAUUUAAAAAAACCCAGAAAAAUUAUGGCGCAGAAGAGAGAGAAAGAUGAGACUUUGGAGCUGAAAGUACCAGCUGAAACACCCCUUUCUCUCUCUUGCCCAGAUAAUUGCAAAAAACUCACAUCAUCUUCAAACAAUACCCGGCCCGAUAUGACCCGUGUAGAUCCGGAUCCAGCCCGACCCAGAUCCAAACGAGGAGCCGAAAACGAAGAAGAAAACCAUCAACCUCUGGUUGAAACGACGUCGUUUAAGGAAGAUCGUCGAGUAUCGACGACAACAACGACGACCACAACGACGACGACGACGACGACCGUGGAGGUGUCGGUAACGACGGUGAAAAAGGCGGUGAAUCGGUGUUUAGGUUGCGGGAAACGGGUCGGGUUAACCGGGUUUCGAUGUAGAUGUGGAGAUCUGUUUUGUGCAGAACACAGGUAUUCAGAUCGACAUGAUUGCAGUUAUGAUUAUAAAACUGCAGGAAGAGAAGCGAUUGCACGGGAAAAUCCUGUUGUUAGAGCUGCUAAGAUCUUAAAAGUUUAGAAAAAAUGGUGGUCAAACUUUGAGUCAAAGGAGAGAGGAAAUGGAAAAAAUGAAAAAAUUUAGAUGGUUGAGGCUUUGGUUGAUUGACGAUGGUGGAUAAGGUGGUGGGUGAGUGGGUGGUUGGGGAUGAGGGGUAUUAUUGUCAUUAUUGCAAGAUGCGUUGUGACUUUUCUUUUUUUUUUUUUUUUUUGUAUUUUUAUUAUUUGUUUGUUUCUCUUUUUUACGGAGGAAAAAAAAAAGAAAAAAAAAAGAAAAAAAAAAAUUUAAAAUUGAAGUAAUUCUUCGAUAGUAGUUAUAAUAUAUUUAAGAAAUUUAACCAUGAACUAAAAUGGGUUGAGUAGUACUACUUGUAUUAUUAUUUGUUGUUACGAGUAUGUUGUAAUUUAAAAAGAAAAUUGUUGAGUGGCUAACUUGGUUAUUAUUAUU